This is a messenger RNA of Colletotrichum tamarilloi, 1113 nucleotides long. RefSeq names its product C6 zinc finger protein. The transcript has a single exon. The record is from RefSeq and is a predicted model, not a curated record. NCBI's taxonomy places the organism in Eukaryota, Fungi, Ascomycota, Sordariomycetes, Glomerellales, Glomerellaceae. Bases 1 to 1113 code for a protein of 370 amino acids.
AUGAAGUUCACGACUCAGGAUAUGGAAAGGCUUUCGUCUACCACUAUCAGGACAUCGCUCGUUUCUUGUUUGAUAUUCAUCUGCUUUGAAAUCAUGCAGGGAAGUUACGACAAAGCUCUGCAACACCUUAGAUCCGGCUCUAGCAUCAUGGUUGCCCUGUCCAAAGCGGCAACGGAUGCUCAGGCAGGAUUACCUCUUUCAGUGCACCAGAGAUGCCUGGCUGAGACUGUCAAGGACUAUUAUGAUCAGUUAUGCGAUCUUGCUGACAUGUUCACCUGCUUGGGCUGCGAUGCUGCCUACUUACUGGAAGAAGGCGAAGUCAUUCCGGACCUGUCUUAUUUCUUCCGGGGCAAUAGCAACAAAGAUGCUUCCAAGCCGUACUCCUCGACCACCGAGGCUCGGUACGAUCUCCACCUUGUAGACCAAGCUUUUGGGAAGGCUUUACGUUACAAUGUCCGAGGUAGCAUUCCGAUGAAUCCGAUAUCUUGGACCUCAUUCUUGGAUUUGCCAGAGAGCAUGUCACCACUAAGAGAUGACGACCUGCGGCUCGGGGAAUGGCUUGCAGCUCGCCAUCUCUUUGAUGUUUUUAGUAGUCGGCUUGCAACUUAUACUGAGCAUCUCAAGUCAAGCUCAUCAACAACCAGGCAGCAGUUAUGGGAGGCGCGGCUAAUGUCAGUCAUGCAAAAGGACUGGUCGGUCAUCAUCAAAUGCAUGGAGGCCCCGAGCUCACAGCCUCUGGAUCGACAAUUUUUCCAGGAUCUUUUAGAAGAUGCUGAAUCGCUCAUAUAUGCCGAGGCCGAGCCGAUGCAGUAUCCGGUCUUUACCCUGGGUGCGGAUGUGAUCCCGCGAAUGAGCCUCAUUGCCGGGUUCUCUGGUGAGCUGGACCUGCAGCAAAGGGCCAUUUCGCUGCUGUAUGCCAUGCGAAGGAAAGAAGGUAUGUGGGAUAGUCGGGAGAUUGCCAGUUUGCUAGAGUCUAUCUUGUUGGCUAGGGAAAGCAGCAUCUGGAACAUGGAGUAUGAGAGGAUCUCUCUUCCGCGAAUAGCAGGGAUGCUGUUAUCGCUGAAGCUGUAUGAUGGUAGCAGUUCGUUACCUCUGGCUACGCUGGUAGACUAA